UAGAUAUAUUCAUGGAUCCAUCAAAGAAGCUUCUUAGGUCUGGAAGCUCUUCUAAUAAGAUCAGACAAAUAGUUAGGCUUCAGCAGCUCCUCAAGAAAUGGAAGAAGAUAGCAGCUGCAUCCCCCUCCUCUACCCACCUUCAACUCAAUAGCAGUACUCAUGUUCCUUUGGUUGCAAAUAACACGAUGAGUACUAGUACCAACAGUAGCACCAAAAGCAUCAAUAAGUUCCUCAAGAAAACCCUUUCAUUUUCGGAGAAGGACAAAGAUAGAUCGGAUGAUGCAGUCCCCAAAGGGUGCCUUGCUGUGUGCGUUGGCAAGGAGGACAAAGAAGAGCUGAUGAAGAGAUUCGUGAUCCCAAUGGACUACUUAACCCACCAAUCAUUCCAAGUCCUCUUGAGAGAAGCCGAAGAAGAGUUUGGUUUCCAACAACAGGGAGUCCUCAAGAUUCCUUGUGAAGUCUCUCUCUUUGAGGACAUUCUGAAAAUCAUACACCCGCCUUCUUCUAACAAGAGACAACAACAACAACCAGCAGUUCCUCAUCAUGAUGAUGCCUUUAUCCGUUCUGAUCUAUCCACCAGUACUAUUAAUGAUGAUAAUAAUAUCAUUCACAAUGUCGGCUGCUGCUCUCCAGAAAAUCACCAACACAUCAUGUCUCCUCAAUUGUGCAGUUGACCACCUAGCAGUUAAUUAACCAUACAUCUGUAGUUACGUUAAUGAUCAUCAAUAUUGUACUGCUUUUUCUUAAUCAUUUUUCCCUUAAAUUUGCCGGCCUAUACACGGCAAUUCAUCUAUUUUUCUACAAAAGAGAAAGCGAAAGAGUGUUUACUUCUCA
Lycium barbarum (goji berry) is the source of this 834-nucleotide messenger RNA. RefSeq lists its product as uncharacterized. The record is from RefSeq and is a predicted model, not a curated record. The transcript has a single exon. The coding region runs from base 12 to 674 and encodes 220 amino acids. Lineage: Eukaryota; Viridiplantae; Streptophyta; Magnoliopsida; Solanales; Solanaceae. Gene Ontology annotation, biological process: response to auxin.